Sitophilus oryzae (rice weevil) is the source of this 1264-nucleotide messenger RNA. RefSeq names its product parafibromin-like. The coding region runs from base 327 to 929 and encodes 200 amino acids. Gene Ontology annotation, biological process: transcription elongation by RNA polymerase II; positive regulation of transcription elongation by RNA polymerase II. Lineage: Eukaryota; Metazoa; Arthropoda; Insecta; Coleoptera; Curculionidae. The transcript is spliced from 4 exons. The record is from RefSeq and is a predicted model, not a curated record. Gene Ontology annotation, molecular function: RNA polymerase II complex binding. Gene Ontology annotation, cellular component: Cdc73/Paf1 complex.
AGUUGUGAUCUAGAAUCUGUGGUCUGUGGUUAGGUUAGAAUUUUAAAAGUUAUCAAAGUUAUAAAAUAAACUGAAAAUAAAUAAGCAAAUAAACAGUAAAUUUGUGCAGUAAAUACAAAUUUCUACUUAGGAUGUUUUGUGCUUAGGAAUUAUCAAGAUCAAGAAUAAGAUCACCAUUUUAUUUCAUGGAUAAAAACAAAGUUUUGGAUGGCUAUCUGGAAAGACGUCAUUUCUUAAACAACAUUAAUUUGUCAAGUGUUCCUGACUGUUCUUGUAAUUUUCUCAUAGAAUUUUCCAUGGAAUUCUCUAUUCUCUAAAUGUAAAAAAUGGCUGAUCCGUUGAGUUUACUUCGUCAGUACAACAUAAACAAAAAGGAAAUUAUAGAACGAGAUGGCCAAAUUAUAUUCGGAGAAUUUUCCUGGCCAAAAAAUGUUAAAACUAACUAUCUUAAGUGGUCAGGCAAAAAUGUGGCUAGAAAAGAAUAUUAUACCUUGGAAUGUUUGUUAUUUCUUUUGAAAAACUUGUCCGUUAUUCACCCUGUGUAUAUACGUAGAGCAGAUGCAGAAAAAAUACCUGUAGUACGUAGACCUGACAGAAAGGAGCUACUAGCAUAUCUUAAUGGGGAAACGGCAAGUUGUCCAGCAAUCAAUAAGAGCGCCCAUUUUGAACUGCCUACUCAGAUUAAAAGGUCUACAGAUUAUGAUGAACCAGAGAGUAUUGCAAAAAAGCGUCGUUUUGAGGAUACCCAUCUGCAAAAAGUUGGAGAAAAACCGUCUGCACGUUUGGACGCCCCAAAAGAAGAAUCUCUCACUGUUUAUAAUAUUAAAUCUCUUUCUGAAGUUAUGUCAGUAGAAAAAAUUGCUGAAAUCAAAGCCAAAUGUUUGGCCAAUAAGAGAAACGCUAUUAAAGGUAUUUGUGCAAAAAGUUAGAGAAAAAUUGGCUGUGCGUUUGGACUAAUCUAAGGUUUGGACGCCCCAAAAAAAGCCUCUGCCCAUUUGUUGUCAACUUUCCCUGUACAAAUAUGAUGUAUUUCACUAUACAAUUCCAUGCCAGUGUGUUACUGCUGGAUAAUAUUUCGAAAAUUGGCACUUUUAUGCAGUAUUAUUUAAGAAAUGAGCUCGAAACUUUAUGCUACAUGAACUAUCACAUUUAAGAAUGCAGAUUUUCAAAAUAUUGUCCAGAAUUUGUUGAAUCGUUAUUAUGUAGUCAGACUACGAUGUUCUUAAAGACUAUUGUUAUAGAUAGUCUUAUAGAGUUCAUUUAU